AUGACGACCGCCAUCAGGUCUCACAGUCGCUACACUUUUCCACUGUCGGUCAUUGCUUCGCCAUCGGAUCUUCCCCUUGGUCUCUUUGCUGCCGACGACGGGAGAGGAAUGAAGGCUCGCCGUGAAUUGAUCCCUUUCCCCCCACUGAUUCUUCGUUCCUUGAGGUUUGCCCGAUUGAAUGAAACACAGGGUAAGAGCCCUGAUCUUUUUGUAAAUGGAUCCACUUAUGCGGAUCGUACUUGGAGCCCCGAUAAACAAAUGGGUUUUGAUUUUGACCCAGUCAAACGUCAAAGAUAA
Lactuca virosa is the source of this 297-nucleotide messenger RNA. Lineage: Eukaryota; Viridiplantae; Streptophyta; Magnoliopsida; Asterales; Asteraceae. The record is from the annotation of a GenBank genome assembly.